Molecule: messenger RNA, 2837 nt
Organism: Oryzias latipes (Japanese medaka)
Lineage: Eukaryota; Metazoa; Chordata; Actinopteri; Beloniformes; Adrianichthyidae
Gene: adcyap1a
Product: adenylate cyclase activating polypeptide 1a
Biological process (GO): neuropeptide signaling pathway; positive regulation of ERK1 and ERK2 cascade; neuron projection development
Cellular component (GO): extracellular region; perikaryon; neuron projection
Molecular function (GO): pituitary adenylate cyclase activating polypeptide activity; peptide hormone receptor binding; neuropeptide hormone activity
Source: RefSeq, a predicted model, not a curated record
CCCUCUUCCCACCGACCUGACGAUUGAAAAAGGCAUGUCUUUCCGAGUCAUGGAUUAAAAAACCAGAGAGGAGGCAACUUGACGGGACGCAGGAAACUUUUCGCGUAGACGGCGGUUUGGCGCGCCCUGAUCCGUCCAUGAGCGAGAGCGCGUAAAAGUCCCCUAGAAGUCAGCUGCGGGCGCACGGAGGACUACACACGCAAGAGGAGCCACAAGACUGAGGAAGAAGACGCGCAUCACUGGAGGAAUACAAGGGAGACAGCGAGAGGCUGAGAUCCGAGCUCACUCUCCCAGUUGAGCGGAUCAAAGAACUGCAGGACAAUGUCCAGUAAAGCGACUCUAGCAUUACUCAUCUAUGGGAUCUUAAUGCAUUACAGCAUCAACUGCUCACCUGUGGGGCUCAGCUUUCCCAGCAUUAGACUUGACAGUGAGGUUUAUGAUGAGGGUGGCAACUCUUUACCAUCUCUGGAUUAUGAUGGUGAUCAAGUGGAGGUGAGAAGCCCUUCAUCUGUCGCUGACGACGUCUUCACUUUGUUCUAUCCUCCAGAGAAAAGGGGGGGGAAAACGCUGGACGACAGCUCGGAGCCCCUGUCCAAGCGACACUCAGACGGGAUCUUCACGGACAGCUACAGCCGCUACAGAAAGCAAAUGGCCGUCAAGAAAUACCUGGCAGCCGUCCUGGGGAAAAGGUAUAGACAGAGAAUUAGAAACAAAGGACGACGUAUGGCAUAUUUGUAGCUGCCUCCCCCUUUUCUCUUCCUCCUCUUCUCCCCCCUGAACAGAAAAAAGUGUGCGCAGCCCCCAGAUGAAGUCACUCUGAGAUCUGGCCAAUCAGUAGAUCGCUUUUGUGUUCAAACAUGUAUUUAUGUAUGAAGUAAGCCAUUAAAUAAAUAUUUUGAUAAUAAUAUUGGGUUUUAUUUUGUACUUAAAGCACUUAAAGAUGUAUUUCCUUGUGGAACAAAUUUUCCCCCCAGAAAAGUAUGAAGUAAGAAAUCCUUAAACGUUUAAGUUUUACCUCCCACAUUCCUGUCUUUUAAACAUCCAGUGAAGGCAAAUGAGAGUGAAUUGUAGUUUAAAAGACAAUCAAUGCAUUCAAUGCUGCUUUUUCUCUGUGAAGUUUUAUUAAGAGUUUAGUUGUCUUUAUCCACAACAGCCUUGAGGACGUAGCUUUUCACCGUGUCCUACAAGAGCUAGACUUUGAUGCCCUCCCGGACGGGGAUGAGUUUGAGGCUUUUUUGGGAGACUGGCUGAAACAGUUCUCCCCCCAAUUUGCGGUGAGUUUCUGGCUCUUUCCACGAGGCCUCGUCCUCCCCGGGGACUCCUUACGUCCACUUUCUUUUUUUUUUGUAAUCUUCUUCUUCUUCUCCACUUUGUUGCCUUGAGCACUCAACCCUGACUUCUUCCACCUCAUCUGUGCUCCCGUCUCACAGAUUUUCAUUCCACCUGUAUGAAGCAUACAGGCUAAAAGUGGAAAGGCUCGGUCAAAUCCUAAACCCAUUGUCAACUGUUUGAAAAUAACAAGUAAUUACAAUAAAAAAUAGAUUUGGAAUAUGUGUUAGCUUUAAAACUCAUUUUAUGAAUCCCUCAUUCCUAGACUUGAGUACUUUUGAGGUUUUUCCUUCUUUUAUUUUCUUCAGCUGUGCUUACAAAGUAAACUUUCACAUGGAUUUGUGCCAAUCCCGUGUUUCUAUCAAAUGUAUCCUGUUCUUUUAUUCUGUUCAAGGUUGUCUCUAUCCACAUAAUAAGUAUCAGACAUCUCCACCAGGCAAUUCAAAAAAAAAAAAAAGGAAAAAAAAACAUUUUUUUGAAUGAUACUUGUUAAAUGGAAUCCCACUCAGUUUGUUGGAGACAUUCGAGGAACUCUUGUGUUUCAACCCUCUGGAUCUAUUGUGCUUCCUUUUUUCUGUCAUGUGAACCAAUGUACAAAUUACAGUAGACUGCAUGAUUAAAGCUCUGGCAACAGCCACCACGUUUGUGCAGACAACUAUGGUUGUGCUUGAAUUUCUGACUACUGUAGACCAUCCAUGCGGUUGUGUUCUGUUCGCUUACAUUCCCAGACAAGCUGUAUGUUCUCCACAGAAGCAUCUGAAUGUACUUUACUGCUAACAAGAUCUUCUAGUUUUGUAAUUUUCUGUGAGGUAGUAAAAAAAAAGAAGAUAUUUUUUGACUUUAAUAGACAAGAAUUAGAAAGGUGGUAGAUAGUUAUGUUCAGACAGAGAGCUUCAAGUUGUCAAACUCCAUAGGAAAAACUGCACGGAAAGUAGGUGUUAGGAAGCACAACAGGUUAAAAGAAUUGCAUCUGUUUUCAAUGUAUCAAUUUUCUUUUUAAUUUUUGCAUCCCACCCCUCCUCUAGGCUUUGUGACGCAGGAAGCAGGGAGGUGUGGUGCCUUGCAUCGACUUUAAAAAUCGCCAUGAAUCACAGAUGGCUAUUAAGUGGCCCUACAAUGCUGCACAUCAUCAGCUCGCAUUUCCGACUUUUUUGUUGUUGUUGCUUACGUGUCACGCACCGAUGUUUGAUGGCGCCACUCAGCGUAGAUGUUGUUAGUGUUUGUUUACACUGCUUUCUUUUCCAAUUUGUUGUAGAAUUCUUCACUUUUGUCAAAAACAAAGAGGAGCAGCCGCUUCUCCAUGAACCAUCAUGUGUAUGAUAAUGAAGCGCCAAAUAGCCUUAAAAAUCUAUAGGAGUAUAUAUCUAUAUAUAGAUAUAUAUCUAUAUAUAUAUAGUGUGAAAAUUUACUAUUAGAUCUUCAAAUGCAAUCUGCAAGAAUAAAGCCAAUAAAUGUCUAAAAAAAACGUGCUGUAAAAUUUGUAUGAAUAAAUUUUUGUAAACAACAAA